Molecule: messenger RNA, 1759 nt
Organism: Setaria italica (foxtail millet)
Lineage: Eukaryota; Viridiplantae; Streptophyta; Magnoliopsida; Poales; Poaceae
Exons: 12
Coding region: 192-1316 (374 amino acids)
Source: RefSeq, a predicted model, not a curated record
AGAACCCUCUUCCUUCCUCACCUUCUUCCUCCUCCCCCAGCACCAGCACCAGCACCAGCAGAGAGAAAGCCGCCUCCUCACCGUCACGCGUCACCUUCCCUUCCAUUUCCUUUCCUUCUAGAACCCUCCAGAACCUCCUCCCGCUGCAACGGAGCCCCCCACCGCCUCUAGCACGGAAGGCCGCCCCAGCGAUGAAGCACCCGCCGCCGCCGACGCCGCGCCGCUGCGGCGUCGUGGCGGCGGUCGUCGCGCUCGUCCUCCUCGCCUGCCUACAGAUCCAGUACCACCACCUCAAGGUGGAUCUCGGGAAGGCCGGCUUUGCCUCUGCCACGCAAGAAAAUACCAACCGCAUUCACUUGGGGAUCACCACCAAGGCGGCCACUGCCACCACCAACUCCUUGCCGCGCGGGAUCGUCGAGCGCCACUCCGACAUGUAUCUCCGACCGCUCUGGGAUGACUCCGCUGCAGCCACCCACAAGAAUAAAAAUGAUGACCCCAGUGCUCUCCUGGCCAUGGCAGUUGGCAUCUCCCAAAUAAAAAACGUCGACACUAUGGCACGUAAGUUUCUCAAGGAAAACUAUGCAGUAAUGCUCUUCCAUUACGAUGGAAAUGUAGAUGGAUGGCGUCAUCUUGAGUGGAGUGAUAAGGCCAUACAUAUUCUCGCUCACAACCAAACAAAAUGGUGGUUUGCUAAGCGUUUUCUUCAUCCUGAUGUCAUGGCUAUAUAUGAUUUCAUCUUUUUAUGGGAUGAAGACCUUGGAGUGGAUAACUUUAACCCAAGAAGGUAUCUGGAUAUAAUGGUUUCUGAAGGCUUAGAAAUAACACAACCUGCUCUGGACCCUGAUUUAUCAACUGAUAUCCACCAUCGAAUCACAAUCCGCAAUAAGCUGUCAAAAGUGCACAGGAGAAUAUACGACAAUCGACCUAGUAUGAAUUGUUCUGAUGAAAGUAAAGGACCUCCUUGUACAGGGUGGGUUGAGGGCAUGGCACCAGUUUUUUCUCGCGCUGCCUGGAAAUGUGUGUGGCAUCUAAUCCAGAAUGAUCUAAUUCAUGGAUGGGGUCUUGACAUGAAGCUUGGCUAUUGUGCUCAGGGUGAUCGAACUGAGAAAGUUGGUGUAAUUGAUAGUGAGUAUGUUGUCCAUCAAGGGAUACCAUCUUUAGGAGGACCAUCACUUAGCAGCAAGACACCUCGAAGAUCACUGGAUUUGAGGACCCAUAUAAGAAGACAAUCAUCAGCUGAGCUGGAGAAGUUCAAAGAACGGUGGAACAGGGCUGUAAGGGAAGAUGAAGGAUGGAGGGAUCCUUUUGAAUCUUGAAUUCAAAAGUCGAUUGCUUAGAGAGCAGAAUGUGAUGACACCACAGAUGAGUGAAGCUGGUCAGUGGCCGCAGUCAUAUAUAGCAGUAGUUAUAGGAUGAUGAAUGACUUACACACACCACCACAAUUUUAUCCCCGUGAGACAAAGGAAGUACUGGAAAAUGUUAUCGUCAAUACAAGGAGCAGCUUAUGGAGGAGAUGAAACUAACAAGGGACUAUACUAUACACAGUGCUGUAAUUUUUGGUCCGUCGACUAGAGUUGUAUUGUAUAGUGAUAUAUCAUAUAAGAAAGAUACAUGCUUGACGCUUGUGCAGUUAUUUAACCAGAAAUCUUACAUACAUAACCUAGAGCAGAUUUCUUUCCUACAAACUGUACUAUUGCAUUAUGGUACUACCAUGUAAGAGGAAGAAGAAGCCUCCCUGGGUAGUGGAAUUCCGGUGUUA